CGCGCUCCCUCCCGCCUCGGCGGCCACGCCCGGCUGUGUUAUCACUUCCGGGGCGGGGCCUGGAGACCGGAAGUGUGUCGCGCUCGCAAGAUGGCGACUCCCUAUGUGACGGACGAGACCGGGAAGUACAUCGCGUCCACGCAGCGGCCCGACGGCACCUGGCGGAAGCAGCGGCGGGUGAAGGAGGGCUACGUGCCGCAGGAGGAGGUGCCGGUGUACGAGAAUAAAUAUGUGAAGUUUUUCAAAAGCAAACCCGAGCUGCCCCCGGGGCUGAGCCUGGAGGCCCCCGCGCAGCCCGGCAAGCAGCCCGGCAGGGCGGAGAGCGGCGAGGUGGGACUGUCCAAGACUGCCAAAAGGAACUUGAAACGCAAAGAGAAGAGGAAGCAGCAGCAGGAGAAGGGGGAGCGGGACACGGACGAACUGAUCCAGGCACUGGACAAAGCCUCUCUGUCGGGGGGUGGGGACAAGGGCCCUCCGGGGGACAGCGGGGUGGCUGUACCGCAGCCGGCCUGCGGCACCGGGGCCCCCGCGGACGGGGAAGCCGCCGCCGCGGAGAAGAGCAGGAAGAUCAAGAACCUGAAGAAGAAGCUGCGUCAGGUGGAGGAGCUGCAGCAGCGGCUCGACUCGGGGGAGAUCAAGCAGCCGACGAAAGAGCAGCUGGAGAAGCUGGGCCGGAGGAGAGCCCUGGAGGAGGAACUGCGGGAGCUGGACUCGUGAGGGGCGGGCGGGGGGGGGGUGGGGGUGCCCCUGGCCCACAGGCUGGCCGGGCCCAGCGCUCACCCUGGGGCCUGGUGCUGUCAGGGGUUUUUAACAGGGCGGUUGUUCCCCUCUGUCAGUGUCACAGACCCGGCUGCUCCCCAGCACCCAUCCUGCUUUGGCUGAGGGGUUUUAUUUUACCUGGGGGGGCUGUGGUGCAUCAGGGUGCUGCAGCCACCCCCCUCCCCAGUCCCUCAUGUUGUGUGUUGUGGACUCUUCCUUCAUUUUUAAACCCCACCCAAGAAUAAAAUGUCAGUAGUGACCCGGUGCCAGGA
Colius striatus (speckled mousebird) is the source of this 1031-nucleotide messenger RNA. RefSeq names its product PYM homolog 1, exon junction complex associated factor (gene PYM1). NCBI's taxonomy places the organism in Eukaryota, Metazoa, Chordata, Aves, Coliiformes, Coliidae. The record is from RefSeq and is a predicted model, not a curated record. Gene Ontology annotation, biological process: exon-exon junction complex disassembly. Gene Ontology annotation, cellular component: cytoplasm; exon-exon junction complex. The coding region runs from base 91 to 717 and encodes 208 amino acids. Gene Ontology annotation, molecular function: RNA binding. The transcript is spliced from 3 exons.